Messenger RNA from Spodoptera litura, 1987 nucleotides. Its product is annotated as D-2-hydroxyglutarate dehydrogenase, mitochondrial-like. Gene Ontology annotation, cellular component: mitochondrion. Lineage: Eukaryota; Metazoa; Arthropoda; Insecta; Lepidoptera; Noctuidae. The record is from RefSeq and is a predicted model, not a curated record. Gene Ontology annotation, molecular function: FAD binding; catalytic activity.
UGGACUUGUAAAAUUCUAAUCAAUACUAUCUUUACUGUCAAAACUUGGUUGUAAAACUACCUACCUAUAUACUCGUAACAAACAAAACAAUGUUUACGUAUCUAAAUGAGCUCUUCGUUAUCUAAUAUCAUACAAUCUAUGCAGGUUUGAAAUCUACAAAGUUUAUUUAUCAGUAUCAAUUUUAAUUCAGUGUGAGGCACUACUGUCGCUUUGUGCGUGGUGUGAAACUCGUCGAGUACCGGUUUUGUAGACACAAUUAUAGAACAAUAGGUUGCGGUCACCGGUGACCGCUUGGUGUUUGACAGUUUAAUUUAUUUCGAAAUGAUAAAAUCAUUGGCAUCGUUUGUAAAGUUAGUAAACAAAAAUAAUGUGUUUUUGGAACAAGUUAGAUAUGCGUCACAAGCACUGCCACAGUUAUCUUCGGAAAAAUACAAAAUUCAUAGAAAAGACUUCAAUAGAAUCGAGUCAUCAGACGUAGAUUACUUCCGAUCCGUACUUGGCCAAGAUCGAGUGCUGACUGAAGAAAGUGAUGUUUUGCCUUACAAUGUAGAUUGGAUUAAAAAUUGCAGAGGUCAAUCAAAAGCUGUCCUAAAACCUAAAAGUACAGAAGAGGUUUCAACGAUACUUAAGUAUUGCAACGAGAGAAAACUGGCAGUAUGCCCGCAGGGUGGCAACACUGGGGUCGUUGGUGGAUCUGUGCCCGUAUUCGACGAAAUUGUGAUAAGUUUUUCAUUGAUGAACAAAAUCAUCGACCUCGAUGAUCUUUCAGGAGCCUUAGUCUGUGAAGCUGGUUGUGUUCUUGAGAAUUUAGACAACUAUGUUCGCGAACGAGGUCUUAUAAUGCCUUUGGAUUUAGGCGCUAAAGGGACAUGCCACAUCGGUGGGAAUGCCAGCACCAAUGCAGGUGGAUUGAGGUUACUGCGAUAUGGUAACCUGCAUGGAUCCAUUUUGGGUGUGGAAGCUGUAAAAGCUGACGGCACAGUCAUAGAUUGUCUCAGAUCUCUAAAGAAAGAUAACACUGGAUAUCAUUUGAAACAUCUCUUCAUAGGGUCUGAAGGUACCCUAGGGCUGGUUACCAAAGUUGCUAUACACUGCCCUGUGCUUCCUAAGUCUGUUAAUUUGGGUUUCUUUGGUGUGAAAAACGUCGAGAAUGUGCUAAAAUUAUACAAGAGCGCCAAAUCUAAGUUGGGUGAAAUUAUAUCGGCUUUUGAAAUGGCCGAUUUUGACUCGAUAAACUUCACUGCUAAAAAUCUUAAGCUACCAAACCCUAUCUCAGAUUAUCCAUUUUAUGUAUUGGUAGAAACACAUGGAAGCGAAGAAACUCAUGACGGUGAGAAGUUGACGAGGUUCCUAACAAAUGAAAUGGAGUCAGGGCUUAUUUUGGACGGAACAGUCACAUCGGAGCCCGCUAAGAUGCAGACAAUCUGGAACCUACGUGAAAGCAUCGCAGCAGCGGGGUUAGUAGGUGGUUAUGUAUUAACAUAUGAUGUAUCUAUACCGUUGAAGAAUUAUUACGAUCUGGUGCCCAUAUUGAAAAAGAGACUUGGAGAUAAGGCCACAAAAGUUUUCGGCUUCGGACAUGUUGGUGAUGGAAAUAUACACAUCUUUGUAAUUGUACCACAAUAUACCAAAGAAGUGUCAUCUAUGCUAGAGCCCUUCAUCUUUGAAGAGGUGAGCAAACUGAACGGCUCCAUCAGUGCAGAACACGGCAUCGGCUUCAGAAAACCCAAGUACAUACAUUACAGCAAGGACCAAUCCGCGUUAGGACUAAUGAAGGACCUGAAACAGCUGAUGGACCCUAAUGGAAUACUUAACCCUUACAAGGUCUUGCCUGAUCAUAUUUAGUUUAGAAUGUCAUUCAAAAGCAUAUUUUAAGUACAUUACAAUAAUAAAGAUAACAGGGUUGCGUAUUAUGCCAUUACACAUAAGUGCAAGUCGCGCUGAUAACGACAUACCUAAAGAUACGAAUAAAACAAAACAAAUAUUA